AUGAACGCAUCAAAAAGAAGGGAUUUAUACAAGCCUGUAAACCUGGAUUCCUCGUUUGUGAGGAAGUCCAUGUUAACCAACCAUAGACAGUCGGAAAGGUCGAGACUUCUAGAGGCAUCCAGACAAUCAGGUUAUGAUGGCAAAGUUUUAUCCUUUAAAAAUUUGAAUGAGCUUCUUAGCGAGUUGAAGAAGUCGAUUGACUCGAAUUCAGCGGAUGCAACCAUAGCUAUACUUGGGCAGCUUCUUGGUAUUCUCAAGUUUGACCUAGGCGAGUCUGAAGGCGCUGGAGUAGAGCUGCUGGCUCAAUGUCUAUCUUCAAAUAAUCACCAAAUUGUCCAUCUUGCAAUUUCCUGUAUUUUAGAAAUCGUUGACAAUAAUCCUGGGACUGUGAUAUCCCAAGAAUAUAUCGCAAAGCUUGCUGCGAUCUUUGAGUCCUGUACAAAACUUGUACCAACUAGUGCGGAUCAAAUUUUUGUAAACAUUUUAGACUCGGUCUUGAAUCUCUUCAUUAUGUCAGGAUUUAACAAUUUUGACCUUAUAACUCCGUAUGUUUCAAGUAUAGUAGACCAUGGUGUUAAAUUGCUGCAACAAACGAAACCAAGUCUAUUCGUCAAGACAUUUUCCGCAUUUUUGUGUGUAAUACUUGAAUCAAAUACAGCAGGGACACAGUUUCAUGAUAUGUUUGCUCAUUACAGAUGUCUUGAUAUACUCAUCCAGAUUAUAAAGGAAAAUUAUUCGAAUAUAAACAAGAGUUUUGUUUCCACUGAAAGGACCAUGCUUGGAGACAUUUUGUAUGCUAUAUUUUAUUUUAUAAGUUCAAGUUACAAUACUACCUACGAAGACUACCAAAACGUUGUCUACAUUGUCCAAACAUUUUUAACGGGACUUGAAGGGGUAAAUAUCCAACGGGAAAGUUUUAUUCCAGUUGACGAAUUCAUUGUAAAGAUGGAUUCAACUUUUGCUGAUGUUUUGAUCCCGCUACUUCAGAUUAUAUCUCAAUGCACUACCUGUAAAUACCCUGAUAUCGUAAACUCUUCGAUUUCGAUACCGAACCUGCAGAACAUUCUGAGGAAUUGUUUCAAGAGUCCUCAUAGGAGCGUGAAACUGGUUUCGUUGUAUUUGUGUACGAUAAUGGCAGAGGGUAGUGAUCAAGUUAUCGAGUUCACCAUUGCUUUAAUUCCAGACAUCAUAGAGAUACUAAAAUCUGAAGAGAACUACGAUAUUAGGCUGGAAUCUGGAGUUUGCAUAGUGAGUAUCUACCGCAAUGCUCUUUACAGGAAACGUUUGGAUGCAUUUAAAUUUCAGAUUUUGGAUGGAUUUCUAAAGCUUUUCAUCCAGUGCAAACAUGAUUACACUACAGUUAUGGUUUCUUUGGACUAUUUUGAGUUGUUUUUGAACAUUGAGCCUACUGCAAUCGAGAUGCUAUACGAGAAGAACAUCAUUGAGAUUCUGGAAUCGGCCGAAUUCUUACAUGACGACAGUGUCAGGCUUCGGAUAUCUAAAUUUGUCGAGAAUUUUGACACUAUAGAGCCCGAAGAUUCUUAA
Molecule: messenger RNA, 1545 nt
Organism: Theileria equi strain WA
Lineage: Eukaryota; Apicomplexa; Aconoidasida; Piroplasmida; Theileriidae
Exons: 8
Coding region: 1-1545 (514 amino acids)
Source: RefSeq, a predicted model, not a curated record